Molecule: messenger RNA, 1416 nt
Organism: Pseudo-nitzschia multistriata
Lineage: Eukaryota; Bacillariophyta; Bacillariophyceae; Bacillariales; Bacillariaceae
Source: the annotation of a GenBank genome assembly
CUUCCAGUGGUACCCGAAGUAUCGAUAGCCCUCGUCGUCCUCGCAGUCAUUGUAGUUGUCCUCGUGGGUGGGGUGGCGCGUGGGAUGCCGGGUCGGUUUCCUCGUGGGCUUGGAGGCCGAUCGGUACACGGCCGCGGAACAGAGGUUCACGUACCCGGUCGAAAAAUACACCUGCAGCUCGUAGUGGCCCCUGUACAGAUACACGUUCUUCCAGACCACGUCGCUGAAGUCGCGCCAGCCGUACGCCGGAACGUCGAUCUCCUUCCCGAAGGGCGCCCGGUCGUCGGCGGUGAGACGGAACCGGAUGUACUUGCCGUACAGGUUCGUGGAGACCCUGGCACGGACGUUGUACCGGCCCUCCUCCUCUGCGAAGAAAUCGUACUGGAGCCAUUCUGGGCAGGCAGCAACGAAACGAAAGAACACGGCAGAGCACGAAACAGAACAAGUGAGCAAACCCGGGGCACGAACGUUCGAACAAGAGGCGCGACAGGACUCCUUCGGUUUUCGUGUGCUUACCACCCGGACGGGUCCAACCGAUGUGGCAUUCGCUGUCGUCUCGAUUGAUGCAGACCUUGUCGCUGGUAUACGAUCCGUCCACGCCGUCGUCGCGGUCGCCCUUGUGACAGUUUCCCUCGUAGGCAUAGCUGUUGUCGUAGGCGACACUGUACUCAAAGGCCGACCAUUUCGCGGGCGUCGAUCGUGUCGGCUCCGGGUGGUGGGGAGAAGGAGUCGGCUUAGGGGUGGGCUUCCUGGUGGGUUUUUUGUGGGGGGCGGGCGUGGGAUUCUUGUCGCUCCAGUCGACGCGGAUGCUGCACAUGUUGAUGUUGCCAUCGGUGAAGGUUACCACGACUCUGUGGUGAUCGUACAACAUGUCGAUGGGAACCCUGCGCCAGGUGACGUCGUAGAAGUCGUCGAAACCCUUGCCCUUGGUUCGGAAUUGCUCGGUUUCGUCCGCAUUUCGACCGUUGAAGAGUUUCAUUUCGAAUUUCUUCGGGUUUUUGCUGGACACGCGGGCCGUGAUGUCGGCGUAUCGCUUUCCAUCCGAGCCACUUGUCUUGAAUUUGUAGGUGACGGACUCUCCCUCUUCCGUGUACGAGAUCUGGCAGGGUCCGGUCUCGCGACAGACACUAUCUUUGGUGGUUUGUGCAUCUGGUUCAUCGAGGGGGGGCUGUCCAGCUUUGCAAUUUCCUUUCACUUUGUUGUCCUUUUCAACGGCAUCGUUGUAGUCCAGGGCGUUAGCGACAAAAGGAACAUAUCGGUCGGUUGCCUCGGCCUGCCGUAACAGCAAACCGAGAAAAAGAAGAAGAACGCUGAAGCGAGAGCAAGUGCUUGCCAUUUUUACUACCUUGUUGUGUCAAUCCAACGAAUGCAGAGAUUGUAAUUUCCAGAGCCAAAAAUUAAAAUGAAAAAUAAUGC